Elaeis guineensis (African oil palm) is the source of this 3260-nucleotide messenger RNA. The record is from RefSeq and is a predicted model, not a curated record. Lineage: Eukaryota; Viridiplantae; Streptophyta; Magnoliopsida; Arecales; Arecaceae.
UCUCUCUCUCUUAAUUGCACUUCCAACCCUCUGCAACCGCAAUCCCUCCCCUUGUUUCCUUAUUAAUGUCCAUGAGAGCCCUCCCCUUCCCCAUCCCUUUUCUAUGUGAUUUGUGGGCUGGUUUUAUCCAAAGUUGCACAGUAAAGAGGCUGGGUGUCAGGGUGUGUUUUUGUGGUGUUGGAGCUUCAUUAUGCUUUCAUGAUAUCAAUCAUUUUUAGAUGUGAUAUGCGGUUUUGUGUUGAAUUGGUAACUUCUUUCUUUAUUUUUCUGAUAAACAUGGAUUUGAGUGAAAAAUGGCUUUGUUUGUUUUUUAAUUUAUAAGAUCGGAUAGGUUGACUUUACCAGUUUCACAUUCAUGGCAAGAUCUUGUCGUUGUUCUGAAUUAUAUCUAGGUGUUAGACUUCAUGGUUGUGUGUGAUGAGUGUCACUUGUUUGGAGAUUGGAUUGGGUUUGAUUUGUUUUUUUAGUUUUUCCUGUUUUUAUUGAGAAGGAUUUCCUUAUAACUAUCCUGUAUGAUGUGCUGGUUGAUUGCAGAGGCUCAAAUUUAGGUGUUGUAUGGGAUUUACAUUUCCGAUUGUAGGGUGGCUUUUUGAGACCCUUUUUGGGUGCAGGAAUGUGUAGGAAAUGGGUUUUCUGGAGCUUGGAUUGGGUCAGAUAUAGAAAAUUUUCCAUCUUUUUUGGGAGGAAAGUUCUCAGCCUCUCUCUCUAUUUAUUUUUGGUUUGGGUUGGGAGGUCUUAUUGGAUAAAUGGGCAUGGGGAUUAAUUUUUGUUGUCGCUUUUCUUUUACGUCAUGAAUGUGAAAAGGCGAGACUGCUGGGACUUGAAAUGGGGAAAUGGGUGAACACUUUUUUUUUUUGUUAACAUAAAUGGGCUUCUCUUGAAUUCUUUUUAUUGGGAAGUUGCAGAGGAUAAGAAUUUAAAAGAUUUUUUGUAGCUACUAUUUGAAGAUUUUUCUUUUUCCAUAAAUUUCUGUGAUUCUUGUAUUAGGAACUGUAUAGUGAUCCUCUCCAGUUCAGAAUCCUUUUUUAGUCCUUUUUAAGUACAAUUUAUUUUUCUUUUUAAUGAAUAGGAAGGAUGAGCUCUGAAGUGGGUUCUCUUUCGUUUCUUUCUUCUUCUUCUUUUUUUUUUUUUUCUCCUGAGAACUGGAUUGAUGGCUUCUAUCACUAGGAAUAUGGUUUUUGGUUUUCACCUUAGGACUUUCUAGUCCCUUGAAUAACUUUUUUAUAAAAUAUUUUUUAUUGAAUUUUUUUUAUGGGUAAUUUUGGACCAUGGUGUCUUUUGACAUUGGGCCUUUGCAAGGGGAUUGUUUGAAACGUAGUUGUAGGGAGGAUUUAGAUGCUUCAAAUUACUAAAUCAUAUUCUCUGGUUCUGCAAAAAAUUUAAAGACUGGUUAAUGGGUUUUUAAUAGAGCUAUUGUAUUGUCUUGCAUAUGUAAAGAGAUGGAGAUUUUGGAGCUUAAAAACAUGAAAAUAUUGUCUCUUGAGUUUUACUAAUUAAUAUCUGCUGGGACAAUUAGAUCUUUUGGAGAUUUGAAAGGAUAAUUUGAAAGAUUUCUCUUUCUUAAUCAUAUGCUAUGUGGUUCUCAUUUCAUUACUAUAAUAAAGCCUGAGGUGAUUUGCCGCUGUUUUGCUUUAUUAAAAAAAAAGUGAUGUUUGUCUUCUGGGGUUUGUUGAAAGUAAUGAUGGCAUAUUUUAGACUUAGAUGAGUUGUUUUCGAUGUGCGUGAAGUAAAAGUUUUGGUGCUUUGGCUAUGGUAAGCCAUGAAGAUAUGUUUCUCAAGAAAAAAUAAAAUGUGGAUUUCUGAAUCCUUUUUUCUUCACUCUUAAUUUGCAGAAAAGGAGGAAACUGAAGAUUGAAGAAGCUUUAUUUCAUAAGAAUGCAUUUUAAUGCAUGUUCCUUUGAAUGCUUAAACCUUAGGGUUCUUCGAUUUGUGAGGUAUGUGCCAUUGCUUUCUGGAUGCUAAGACAGCUUCGGUUAACCAAGCAAGAUUUUAUGGUGGAAAUUUUAAAGAUUCAUUAAUAUCCAAUUCAGUGUGCUCAUGUCUUCGGUGCUUCCAUUCCAUCAUUACUCUCGGCAAAUCUAAUGGCAUGGUUGGGGAGAAUUGUUCAUCUGAAAAAGAUAACAGGUUUGUCCGAUUGGGUCGUUAUUCCGAUCUCUCGAAUCAAACGGAGCCAUUUGAGCUCCAGAAGGGGAGCGGUAGGAAGUGGACUAAAGAGCGAGACUUGAGUCAGUUAAAACAAUGCAGAGAGUACUCAAUCGACAAGUUUGAAGUAAUUCGGAUUGCCGGAAAGCAUCCCUUCCUUUGGCAUGAUCAUUGGCCUGUCAAGAACUAUGCAAAGAUCUUUGAGUGCCUGGAAUUGGUUGAUGAGAUAGCAAAUGAGGCGAUGAAUGUCAUAUCCAGGAUCAGAGGGAUAGGUGCAAAGGCAAGAAGCAAAGUUGAUGUUGCUGAAGAAUUCAACUCAGAUGGUUCAGUAGACCAACCUGUGCCUUACAUAGCUGUCCACAUGAGGAUAGAGAAAGACUGGAUGAUCCAUUGUAAGAAGUUGGAGCAGAAAUCUAAUAUCAAUCAGAUCUGCAGUAGCAAAGAAGAGAUUAUGGAAAGGGUAGCCCACAUCACUGGCCUACAACAGCCAGUUGUGGUUUAUCUUGCGGUCGCUGACAGCCUCUUGGAAGAUAAUUCUAUAUUGAGUGGUUGGAAAGAUGGUCUUGUUCCUUAUGAGAAAAAGAGAUUGGGAGUCUGGGAUAUCUAUAAGAAGUAUCCCUACCUUAUACAGUCUGCAAUUGACUAUGAGGUUUGCUCAAGAGCUGAUGUUUUUGUCGGCAAUAGUUUCUCUACAUUUUCCAGCAUUAUAGUGCUAUCAAGGACACAAAAGUUGAUUGGAUUGGGUAUUACAAGUGCAUGUGGAGUUGGUGUCAGGUUUGCUUCAUAUGCUUACAAUAUCUUGGGAGAAUCCAGGGGGCCGAAGAUGUGGAUGACAGACAUGUCUGCUCCAAGCCUUCAAAGCAUAAGCUAUGGGACUAGCAAUGUCUCAUGCUAUAGCAACUGGAAAGCAAGGUGAUUCUAAAGCUGAGUUGAGUGGAUGAAAGGUGUAUAUAUGGGGAAAGGAAUUCUUUUAUUCUAGCUCAUAACAAUUAGGUGAAGUAGUGGUGCUGAGUUUUUGUGGAUCAAAGUCUUAUAAAGCUCACUUGUCAGGCGGAUGUCUGUUUGCCAUGCAAUUAUUGACUCUUACUCGACAGAUGAUACAACAACUUUAUGUAUAG